AUGACUUCAUACGGUGGCUUCACGAAAACCUCCUACGGCGCCCAAGGCGGCGACGACGCAGGCGGCUUCGUCUACGGCGGCUCCCAGGGCGGCUCCCAAGGCGGCGGCGGCGGCAAGGCCUACAGCGAGGAAUCCCUUCGCCCCGUUACAAUCAAGCAGGUCAUCGACGCCGAGGAGGCCUACCCGGGCGCCGACUUCAAGAUUGACGGCGCCACGGUCACCCAGGUCACCUUUGUCGCCCAGAUUCGCCAAAUCUCCCCGCAGCCCACAAACAUCACCCUCAAGCUCGACGACGGCACCGGCCUCAUCGAGGUCAAGAAGUGGGUCGACACGGACAAGAAGGACGACGCCGACGACAAGCUCGAGCUCGAAAGCCACGUCCGCGUCUGGGGCCGCCUGAAAUCCUUCAACGGCAAGCGCCACGUCGGCGCCCACUUCAUCCGCCCCGUCACCGACUUCAACGAGGUCAACUACCACCUCCUCGAGGCCACCUACGUCCACCUCUACUUCACAAAGGGUCCCCUCAACGCUGACGGCAGCGGCCCCGGGGCGAACGGCGGCGGCGGUGAGGACGGCAUGUUCGUCGAUGGUGGAGACGGGUACGGCGGUGGCGGUGCCGCGGCGGGCGGCGGGAACCCCGCGCAGGCUUCCAAGCUCAGAGGCGUCUCGGCGAGCGCGCAAAAGAUGUUCAACUUUAUCAACAACGCCCCUGGCGGCAACGAGGGCGUGCACCUGAACCAGAUCUCGAGCGGCGCAGGCUUGUCCAUGCAGGCUACGAUGAAAGCGUCGGAGGAGCUGCUCUCUGAGGGUCUGAUUUACACCACCAUCGACGACGAGACAUGGGCUAUCCUCGACUACUAA
Messenger RNA from Colletotrichum orchidophilum, 861 nucleotides. RefSeq lists its product as uncharacterized. The transcript is spliced from 2 exons. Gene Ontology annotation, biological process: double-strand break repair via homologous recombination; nucleotide-excision repair; DNA replication. NCBI's taxonomy places the organism in Eukaryota, Fungi, Ascomycota, Sordariomycetes, Glomerellales, Glomerellaceae. The coding region runs from base 1 to 861 and encodes 286 amino acids. The record is from RefSeq and is a predicted model, not a curated record. Gene Ontology annotation, cellular component: nucleus; DNA replication factor A complex; chromosome, telomeric region. Gene Ontology annotation, molecular function: DNA binding.